Molecule: messenger RNA, 2319 nt
Organism: Pisolithus orientalis
Lineage: Eukaryota; Fungi; Basidiomycota; Agaricomycetes; Boletales; Pisolithaceae
Product: NPL4 family-domain-containing protein
Exons: 7
Coding region: 272-2233 (653 amino acids)
Biological process (GO): ubiquitin-dependent protein catabolic process
Cellular component (GO): nucleus
Molecular function (GO): ubiquitin binding; ubiquitin protein ligase binding
Source: RefSeq, a predicted model, not a curated record
AAGUGAGAAGCUAUGAUGCCCCCUUCUACGCAUCUGGGUACGACUCGCACAGAGCUUGUCAGCAUGAUUUAGUAGCAACAUUAAUAUAGACGUCGUCGCACACCGCUGUAAGUACCCCAACGACUGCCAGACGAGACACAGAACGUAUCCGUGGAUUAGUCAGCUCGGCUAGAUUAAAGGCCGUUACGCGUCCCAAGUAACCUUGCCUUGAACGUAACCUCGGUCCAGCUAAUAGCUUCACCAAAGCCGACAGUCCUCAGAUCAUACUAUCAUGUUGGUCAGAAUCAGGUCAAAGGACGGCAAUUUUCGCUUCGAGCUGAAGCCCGCGGAUGAUAUCUCGAAGCUGUUGAACAAGAUCCUUGAAACCACGCAAGAUGCAGAUCCAUCGUCGAUCACCAUAUCAAAUCAGCCUCGUGGUAACGAAACACCUAUAUCGCGUCUUAAGGGGCGAACCUUGCAGUCGCUUGGUUUGAAACAUGGUGAUCUAGUUUUUGUGGGUUACAAGUCUGCCUCACUAUCUGUACCCCCCGAUGCAGAAACCGCCAAUCCCAGCCAGCCACCAUCCUCGACACCCCACUCCGCCAUCAACGUCUCGGAGCGCGUGCAGGAGCAUGCUGUAGACUUAUAUUGGCGGCAGAAGGACGGAAAAAUUCCCAGAAACCGUGACUCUCGGUUUUGCAAGCACGGUCCUAAUGGCAUGUGCGAUUACUGCAUGCCCCUGGAGCCUUACGAUGCUGCCUAUCAAGCAGAGAACAAUAUCAAACAUCUGUCGUUCCAUGCGUAUCUGCGCAAAAUGUAUCCAAAGACGUCCUCAAGCGUUGCUCAGGCUCUUCCACCCCUGACACCCAUCUCGUACAAGGUGAAAGUCCCUUGUCCAAGCGGCGGGCAUCCAUCUUGGCCGGCAGGGAUAUGUACUGCCUGUCAACCGUCUCCGAUCACCCUCCAGUCACAACCAUUUCGGAUGGUGGAUCACUUAGAGAUUGCGUCCCAGGAAAUUGUGGAACGUUUCUUGCAGGCGUGGCGAGCGACGGGUUUGCAACGCUUUGGCUGGCUGAUAGGUCAUUACGAACCGUAUGAAAAAGUACCCAUGGGCAUCAAAGCGGUUGUCGAAGCGAUUCAUGAACCUUCACAAGAAGGUGAACUGGACGGAUUGACUCUUGGCAUCCCGUGGGAGGACGAGCCUCGCAUCAGGGAACUUGCCCAAUCAGCAACAAUACCACUGACAAUUGUCGGGUACAUCUUUACCGACCUUGAACCCACUGCCGAAGACAGGACGAAGAACGUGUACAAGCGACACUCACAGUCGUUCUUUGUGUCUUCUCUGGAAACCAUCUUCGCAGCCACAAUUCAAAACGCCAACCCGACGCCAUCGAGAUCCUCGGCGACUGGAUACUUUGGCUCACGUAUGGUCACAGCUAUACUGUCAGCCUCUGAAGACGGGCAGGUAGACAUAUCUGCCUAUCAGGUGUCUGAACAAGCGUGUGCAAUGGUAGAUGCCGACAUGAUCGAAGCUAGCGUGGAGCCUGGAAUUGUGCGUGUCAAGGAGGAAGAUCGGAGUAACGAGUCCGCUCGUUAUGUCCCGGACGUGUUUUACCGAUACAAGAACGAGUAUGGCAUCGACGUGAAGAGGAGUGCGAAGCCGUGCUUCCCGGUUGAGUACCUUCUCGUGAAUGUUACGCAUGGUUUCCCUCAAAAUCCGUCUCCCCUCUUCCGCUCUACCAAUUUUGCCAUUGAGAACCGCCCAGGUCUCGAAGACCAACAAGUUGAGAACCUGUUUGGUUCUCUGAAUCAGCUUAGCGUCUCGACCCAAGGAAGCCGCCAAUUGUCCAAUCAUGUGAAGUUGGCAAAGUGGUUGAGCGACUGGCAUCUCAUUGCCUUUUUAGACUCUACUCAGCUGAUGUCGAAGGAUGAUAUACAGAAACUCUUACGGGCAGCUACGUCACCAAGUUUGGUUGAAGACUCAAGAUCACUGGAUGCGCUUAUGAAGACGGAGGGUUGGCAAACGCUAAUAACAUUCGCGCAUGAAAGUGCUCCUUCUCAACCAUUACCGUCAGCAUCGACUUCGCACGUGGACCAUGACAUUCCACAGGAAAUUCUCGACCAAAUUGCUGCAGAAGAAGCAGCGUCCCGCGAAGUCCGGACAAGCUCCCGCACCAGAGUUUGUCCUCAUUGUACUUUUGAGAAUGAUCACGGAGGAAGCGACUGUGAAGUCUGUGGCCUACCUUUGGGUUAGAGAAUUGAGCCUGUAGGAAACUAAUGGGUCUCGCAAUACACACACUGCACGGUUGUACAAUAGACAAAUGACAUAUUACCUACCCU